This is a messenger RNA of Lodderomyces elongisporus, 3513 nucleotides long. RefSeq names its product Bbc1p (gene BBC1). The record is from RefSeq and is a predicted model, not a curated record. Bases 1 to 3513 code for a protein of 1170 amino acids. Gene Ontology annotation, molecular function: protein binding. The transcript has a single exon. NCBI's taxonomy places the organism in Eukaryota, Fungi, Ascomycota, Pichiomycetes, Serinales, Debaryomycetaceae.
AUGAGUGAGCCACCGGUGCCUUUCAAAGUGAAAGCAAUUUUUGAAUACAAGUCCGACUAUGAGGAUGAUCUUAGUUUCUCUGUCGGUCAAAUAAUUACCAUUACUGCUAUUGAGAAUGAUGAAUGGUAUAGUGGUGAAUAUGAGGGCAAUUCUGGAAUGUUUCCUAAGAAUUUCGUAGAGAUCCUAGCUACCCCACAAAUACCAAUUCUGAACAGACCGGCAAAGAAACACGCCACUACUUCUAGCACAGAGGAAUCAAAAUUACCAACUUCUGAAGUAGAAUCGAAACCAGAGUCUAUACCAGACUCGAAACCCGAGAACAAUUCUACUACUCCCUCUACCUCUGCAGCACCAGCACCAGCAGCAGCGGCUCCAAUUACUGGUGCAAAGUCUAAUGAAACUGAAGACUACACCAAACACGAGAGUGGAAAGUCACCAAUCUCACCAGUAAUUGAUGAUAGCAAGCAACAUAAGGUUGACGAGCACCACAUUCCAAAGGUUCCUAUGCCACAAAGCAAUAUUCACAAACCUGCCGACCCUUAUAGUAUAAAAAAGCAGUUUGUUGCAGCAUCUACUUCCUCUUAUGUUCCUAAAAUCAAACCAAGAGAUGAAUCUAAUUUGAUUGCUCACACUCAUAAAGAAGCAAAACCUGCAGAGGAUAUUGUUAGAAGUAGUGAGCCAAAACGUGAGCAAGAAGAAGUAGAGGAACCUAAAGUCAGUUUGAAAGAGAGGAUCGCACUCUUGCAAAAGAAACAACAAGAAGAAGCCGAAAGAGAAGCUGCAGCUUUGAAAAGAAAGGAAGAAAGAUUACAUAAACAAGCCGAAGAAAAAGAGAGAAUAAAACAUUUAAGAGCUCAAGCGAGUGGUGAAUCCCAGAUUGUUGACAACCCUGAUGGCACCAAUUUAGAUGAUGGUGUUGAAGAGCAGAACCACAUUAACGAACACAACCCUCUACCCGAUCAUUCUAGAGAGCUAGGCGAUAAUCAUCACGAGCAAGUAGGUGCAGGUGCAGAUGCUCAUUUGGGUAUUGAUGAUGGUGAAGCCCAAAGCCAAUCAGUGCGUACCAAAGCAAAAGAGCCACAUGGUCAUAAGCUGAUUGAUCCAAGGUUAGGUCGAAAUGAGGAUGAAGAAGCAGAAGAAUCGAAAAUUGAAGCAACAGGAGAAGAAGAAGAAGAUGAUGAUGAUGAAUACAAAGAAAAUGACCAAGAAGAUCAAGGAGACGAAGAAGACGAAGAAGACGAAGAAGACGAAGAUCUCAAGCGUAGAAAAUUGGUGGAAAGAAUGGCCAAGAUCUCUGGUGGCCGUAACAUGUUUGGAAUGAUGGGUAUGGCGAGUCCAUUUGGAGCCGGGGCUGCUCCUCCGAACAACAGCAAGCCAACAAAGGCAAAAGUGGAGACCAAAAAACACCUCCUGGAUAGUAAGACUUUGGAUUCUCAGCUGGUGUCAACUCCAAACGUUUCAUCUAAUGCCACGGCUAAAGCACCUUUGGACGCUCCUCAUUCUAACCCUCCUCCUGUUGGAGCUCCGCUGGUUUCACAUGCAUCAGCAGCAGCAGCAGCAGCAGCAGCUCCUGCUGGUUCUGCCAGUGGUGGCAAUAUUGCAACUGAUGUGUCGACUAACCCUGGUACUUUAUCCCCCAAGUUCAAUCAAGAAAGCUCCUCUAUGGCUGAAGACGAUGAACCUUCCGACUCUGAUAGUGCAGAACCAGUGGUGCGCAAAGAAUUAUUAAAGCAAAAUCCACGCCAACCUCCGUCCUUGUCAAGUGCAUUAGAUAGUGGUGCCGAAGAUAAAGUCAAUGAUCAGCCAAUCAAAUUGCAAAAACAUGGUGCCAUAGAAACUGAGACAACCGGCUAUGAAGCUGAUGAGGACUUGUCCGAUAUGUCGAAACCGCAUGCAAAUGGUAAACCUUUUGGGGAAUCAUAUUUGGAUGAAGCUAUUUAUCGUGAUAAAGAUUCUAAUGAGACUAUCGCUCUCGCAAACGAACGUAUCGCGCAUCCUGACGAGCCUGCACCUCCUAUCGAGCCAAGGCCAACAAGAAGUGAUGCACCACCUAUUUCUCCUGUACCUCCACUUCCACAACAUCAUUCCGGUUCAAACGCUUCGGGCUACUCUGCUGGCGCUACACAUUCCACACCUCACUCCCAUCCUCCUCCACCUGCUCCUCCUUCUAAUCCUGCGGCACCUUCUUUUGUCCAAGCAGAACAACCUGAUCAGCUCCAUGAUAAUAGUGCUUCAUCAGUCCCCUCAGUACCACCAAUCCCUUCAGUACCACCCGUUCCCCCUAUUCCAUCGCGUCGUUAUGACAACGUACUGGAACCUUUAUCCCAGUCUCUGGCUACAAGCAACAACUUCAGAGGUGAUGUAUUGUCAAAUUCUUCAACAGCAAAGAGAGAAGAGGAGGAAGGUGAUGAUUAUAGUGAGGAUGAGGAAAACGAUGCUUUUGAAGUGGUUGAUGUUCCUCCUCCUGUUCCACUGCACACUCCUAGGGCUCUGACAUUUGCCUCAAGUGAUCAAUCACCACAUGUUAGGGGUCCUCCACCUCCAAUUCCUGGAAGCGGUGGUGCUCAUCCACCACCUCCUCCAAUUCCUGUUGGAGCUCCACCUAAACGAGCAACGACUGAUAUUCCACCAUUGAUGCAAACUUCUACUGGUGCUUCUGUGGGAUCGACUGCUUCUAGAAAGUCAGUAGAUUUAGACCCCCAGAGAUCUCGGUCAUUGAAAAAAACCGAACAAAGUCAAGCCGAAGCAGCUUUAGAACAAUUUGAUUACGAAGUGUCAAAUAUCAAGUCAAACUCCAAUUGGUGGUUAAAUGGCGAGUUACCUGAUUCCUUGGCCUCUAGGAUUGGCGUUGACUUGUAUUACGAAGUUGAUGCCAAUAAGAUCCACAAAAGAGGUGGAAGAAUUAUCAACUACCGUGAUUAUUAUGUUCUUUUCUACGAUCUUUCUCAGUUGGUUUUUGAGUUGGAGUUUGAAGAGCAAGAUCCAAGAGGCUCCAUUCAUUUGGUGAACCAAUUUGUUAAACCCAGUCCUCCUAUUAGAAAGGACCUUUUAGACUCGGCUCACAGAAACUUUGGCAGUAUUAUUGCAAAGGAAGCCACCCAAUUGGCGGGACACAGAAUUGAUGAAAGAUUGACUAGCCACGUUUUCCAAGGCUCUGGAAUAGCAAAGGACAUAAUACCUCCUAUUGGAAAUAAAGCAUUUGGUGUCACAAUCUACAAGAACCACAACAACUCUUCUGUGUCCAAAAUUGACGACAUUCAAGCAGGAGAUAUAUUGUGGAUUAAAAAUGGUAAAUUUGAUGCUCACAAAGGAAUAAUGGGCAACAAAUCCGUUUCGCUAGGUGAAUCUUAUACGGCUAUAAUUUACGAAUUUGACCCUGCAAAGGACAAAUUCAAAGUACUCGAACAAGAUAGUUCUGGCCUUGUAAAGAAGGAGCUGUACAAGCUUGGCAAUCUAAAGAGUGGACGAAUUAGAGUUUUCCGUCCUAUACCAAAAUCAUAUGUUGGUAUGUAG